Saprolegnia diclina VS20 is the source of this 1245-nucleotide messenger RNA. RefSeq lists its product as hypothetical. The transcript is spliced from 5 exons. NCBI's taxonomy places the organism in Eukaryota, Oomycota, Saprolegniomycetes, Saprolegniales, Saprolegniaceae. The record is from RefSeq and is a predicted model, not a curated record. Bases 1 to 1245 code for a protein of 414 amino acids.
AUGUCCGUCGACGCCAACCCGCUGCUGCCGCUGCAGGUCGCUUUUGCUGCGCUCCUCGAAGCCUCGAUCCACCCAGCAAUCGACGAUGAGCUCGUUUCGUUUGGGACCACCGAUCAAGCAGCGCUUCGCCGCGCGGUCGAGUGCCUUCCGCCCGCGGGAGCAUCGACCGCACUGCUUGCAACGCUGCAGUUUGUGUGCCACGCUCGCGCGAUCCUCUCCGUGUGCAGCAACUACAUUGACCAACACAGUGGACCGCACGAAACCAUGGCUCAGCUCGCGCGGCUGCUGCCACCGACAGAGCUAGACCAUGGGAGCCGCGACGACGACGGUGACGACGACGCGGACGACGAACUCUUUUUGUCUCCGAGAAAUGAGCCUGCAGUGGUGCCAUACUGCGCACCACAAGCACCGCCACCUCGAAGCGUCCCACCUUCAUGGUUGGAUCGAUUGCGAGAGCUUUGGAACCCCAACGAGACCGACGAGGCGACGGACGAAGAGAUGACGAUUACGUCACCGACGACCAACAAUGACGACAACGAGACAGCAAAUGUCACCAGCGCAACGCCGCCCGUUGCCCUUCCUCUCCACAUUACGACGACCAUUGCGUCCAUGGUCGACGAGUUGUCCAAUCUCAAGCUCCAGCUACAUGCACUGGAAGCGUUGGUCACCUACAUCACCUCAGCAUCACAUGGGGACAGCGGCGCCUUGUAUGCGGACCAGCGGGUGCUGCCGUGUGUACUGCACGCGAUGCGAAUGCUCGCAAAUAGCAAGCGGGCGCAACUGGCGGGUCUCUCGCUCCUCGGCAACCCAAGUUUGGGCGCGCUGCCGGCGCACGCGUCGACUCAAGACUGCCGGCGAAGCAUCCUUGGGGCCAUGCUGCGCUUCCCCGCACACCCACCGCUGCAAGGUCUGGGGUGCUUGGCCCUUGCCAACUUAUGUAAAAAUUCAAGCGGUGUCCUCGACACGGUGGCGAAAGGCGGCGUUGACACGGCGAUUGCUGCCAUGAAGCGCUUUCCGACCGACCCGACAGUACAAUCCUCGGGUUGCUGGCUUCUCGCUACGAUAUGCGCCGUGGACGAGGAAAUGCAAUACGCGGUCUUGGACGCCGGCGGCAUGGCAAUCGUCGAGACGGCAGCGCGCUCACUGCCCGACGACCCGCGUGUCCAUGAUCACGCCAAGAUGGCCCUUGACGGAAUGCUGCAGAAACACCCGAGCCGCGACACGCCGCAGUGCCUUCUCCAAUGA